AUGCCCGAAGAGGUCCCCUUUGACCCUGCUACCACUUCUGUCGAGCUGGAAUCGUCCCUCGCCGAGCUCGAGACCGCCCUCUCACCGCUGUUCAAGCAAGAAUGGGCGGCGCAGAUGGAUGGGCUGGACCCGCUCGAGCGGGCCAAGAUGGACGUGAUGAUUGCGUAUACAAUUGUGGACUUGAUAUGGAUCUACCUCAAGAUGAAGGGGGUCGAUCCUGCGAAGCAUGAAGUCUCGUCCGAGCUCGAGCGGGUCCGGACCUACUACGGCAAGAUAAGAAGUAUCGAGAACCCAGAGGAUGACAGUCGCAAGUACAAACUAGAUACCCAGGCAGCAGGCCGGUUCAUCGCACACGGUAUACCACGGAAUCAGCGCGUCGCCCAGCCAGCUUCAUCGACGGACCUCCCAGAAAGCUCAGCCGCGGGCGCAGCGCUCGCGGGAAGGCAAAGAGCAGCGGCAGAGCAGGAGAAGGCGUCGCUUGACCGGCUCGCGAAGUCGGGGAGGAUGCGGUUUAUCCCUGAUCAGGCGGAACGGGUGAUAGUGGGGCAGGCCGGGAGGGAGGGGGCGGGCGGAGAUGACGAAGAAGAGGAAGACGAUGAUGAGGAGCAAGAGACCCAGGGGAAGGAGCAAGAAGUCAUCGAGGAGGUUGUGGACACAGGAACGACUGUGUCACAGGAUGGGGCAGAGGCGGCUGGGGCAACGGGAGAGGCGGUGGACCAGGCGAGGGAUGUCGUUGUGCUGGAAGACUCUGACGAUGGGAAGGGUGGGGGACGGAGAAGGGCGGGUCCGGUCGGGGCAGUGGGAACAGCAGAGGUCAUCGAGAUCUCAAAUGGGGAGGAUGACGAUGAGGACGAGGACUUCCAGAUGCUGGAUGGGCCACCGAAAAGCGGUGGAGAUGACAUAGAGGGGUUUAUGAGGGAGGUGGAUGGGGCUUUGGGGAAGGCGAAGCGGAAAAGAGCCGAGGAGUUCUGA
This is a messenger RNA of Dioszegia hungarica, 972 nucleotides long. Its product is annotated as Sas10/Utp3/C1D family-domain-containing protein. Gene Ontology annotation, molecular function: RNA binding; DNA binding. Lineage: Eukaryota; Fungi; Basidiomycota; Tremellomycetes; Tremellales; Bulleribasidiaceae. The record is from RefSeq and is a predicted model, not a curated record. Gene Ontology annotation, biological process: regulation of gene expression; maturation of 5.8S rRNA. The transcript is spliced from 3 exons. Gene Ontology annotation, cellular component: exosome (RNase complex); nucleolus. Bases 1 to 972 code for a protein of 323 amino acids.